Diabrotica virgifera virgifera (western corn rootworm) is the source of this 2013-nucleotide messenger RNA. RefSeq lists its product as uncharacterized. Gene Ontology annotation, biological process: proteolysis. Gene Ontology annotation, molecular function: aspartic-type endopeptidase activity. The coding region runs from base 1 to 2013 and encodes 670 amino acids. The record is from RefSeq and is a predicted model, not a curated record. The transcript has a single exon. Lineage: Eukaryota; Metazoa; Arthropoda; Insecta; Coleoptera; Chrysomelidae.
AUGGCUGAGAUUGAAGCAAAAAAGAAGCAUAGAAAAGUGCUGAGAACAAGUUUUACAAAGGCAGGCAAUCGUUUGUACUCUUUGUUUAAAAGAAGUGAGCCCGAUUUUGAUGCAAUUGAAACAGAUUGGACGUGUUUUGAAUUGAAGUAUACUGAACUACAGGUAGCAGACAAUGAGAUUUAUAGUGAAAUGUUGGUUGAAGCCACUGAAGAGAACCUUCUUGCUGAGAUGGAAGACUGCGAUGGAUACAAAAUGAGGUUUACAGAGUUACACAUGUUAUUUAAAAGGCUGGUAAAUGCUCGUAAUGAAGUGAAAGUGGUUGAUGACUCUGGUAACUCAGUAAGUUCAGAAGAAGAAUUAAAAGGUAAGCGUAGAUUUAAGUUGCCCUCUAUUCAGUUUAAGCGUUAUGAUGGAAAUAUAAAGGGAUGGCUACCUUUUUGGUCACAGUUCAAAAAGAUUCAUGAUGAUUCAUUCAUAGAUAAAUGUGAUAAAAUAGAAUAUUUGAUACAAGCAACUGUUGAAGGCAGUAGGGCUCGACAACUUGUUACAAGUUUUCCUAUGGUAGCUGAUAAUUAUCAAAAGAUUAUAGAGUGCAUGCAGGCUAGGUUUGGCAGGGAGGAUCUUCAGAUAGAAAUUUAUGUUAGAGAGUUACUUAAGUUAGUUUUAGAAAACUCUAUGGCUACUCAAAAGUUAGAAUUAUCUCUGUUAUAUGACAGCAUUGAAACACAGUUGAGAGCUUUAGAUACUUUAGGGAUAACCUCGGAUAAAUAUGCCGCAAUAUUGUAUCCAUUGAUUGAAUCCUGUUUGCCACAGGAUAUUUUGAGAAUUUGGCAGAGAUCUAGUUUUUGCAAUACAGCAAGCUCGGCUGAUCGUAAUUUAGGAUCAAAUCUUUCUUUGAAUUCUAAUAUGAAUAAAGACACAACUUUGGAAUUGAAACUAGUCAACCUUAUGAGUUUUUUGAGAUCUGAGGUAGAAAAUGAACAAAAAAUAUCUUUAGCUAGCGAUGGUUUUGGUUUAGCACAGAAUUUUAGUAACUUAAAUUUGAAAUCUGAUAGCGAACAUGUUCGUAAACGCAAUGUCAAGAGGGAACCUUUAUUUUACACUGCUGCUGGUUUGUUAAAUAGUACAGAUGUUGUCAAAUGUUUGUUUUGUGAUGGAGCACAUGAGAGCACUUCUUGUUUUAAGGCACAGAAAAUGAAUCUAGAAGAAAAGAAAAAUUGUUUGUCUAAACAUAAGGCAUGUUUCUUUUGUUUGAAGGGGGGUCAUCAGGCGAGGAAAUGUCGUACACGUUUAAGAUGUAUUUUAUGCAGCAAAUCCCAUGUUCCACUUAUGUGUCCUAACCUUUCUACCAGAAAAUUUCCUGAUCUGACAGAUAAACAAAAUGUUGAUAAUACUCCAAAGGACCAAACUUUAAGUAAUUUUACUCAUACUCAUGUUUUUAUGCAAACUGUUCGAGUUAAUCUAAAGGGUCCUAAUGGUACUUGUGUUGUGAGAGCCUUAAUUGACAGUGGUUCACAGAGGUCGUAUCUUUUGAAGUCUGUAGCUUCAGCUUUGGGUUUGGAAGCCAAACGAAGGGAAAAAAUCGUUCAUUGUCUUUUUGGAGGUACUGAAUCAAAUAGUACACACUUUUGUUAUGAUGUUUUAGCAAGUCAUGGAGACUACACUUAUAAUAUGGAAGUUUUAGAUCAGUCGUAUAUUUGCAACGAAAUACCUUCAGCUAUUUAUGGUCCAUGGACUCAGGAAUUAAAGUCUUUAAAUAUUGAAUUAUCUGAUACGGAAGGUAGUGGUCCGAUUGAACUUCUAUUGGGGUUAAAUGUUGCUGACAUUUUUUAUACAGGGAGGCGUCAUAUAUUACCUAGUGGACUUGUAGCUGUUGAAACAUACUUUGGAUGGACAAUAAUGGGGAAAUCUGCAAAUACAAGCCCAGUGUCACAAGCUAAUAUGACUUGUUUAAGUUUAUUUGUUAAUCCAUCCAUUACUGAACUGUGGGAGUUGGAUGUUUUGGGGAUUUAG